Macrosteles quadrilineatus (aster leafhopper) is the source of this 2504-nucleotide messenger RNA. RefSeq names its product protein eva-1 homolog C-like. NCBI's taxonomy places the organism in Eukaryota, Metazoa, Arthropoda, Insecta, Hemiptera, Cicadellidae. The transcript has 8 exons. Gene Ontology annotation, molecular function: carbohydrate binding. Bases 198 to 1457 code for a protein of 419 amino acids. The record is from RefSeq and is a predicted model, not a curated record.
CGAGCCGGGAGUGUCGUGCGUAUAGUGUCCAAGGAAUCGCAGGCGAGCAUAUCGUCAGUUACUAAGUUAUUCAAGAUGUAUAUACAUUAGAUAUUAAAAUUUAUAAAACACGUGUUUAUAUUUCCAAGUCAUAGUGUACUCAGUUUUGUCAGUGAAGGUGAUGUGAGGGUAAAUCUCCGCGGGGGUUGCCGGGUUUAAUGCCAAGGGAGGACCCGUGCGAUGGAAGGGGGAUAAUGCUUCGGCUUUGCAGUUUUUGGGCGCUUCACACUCUUCUGUCUGUUUGCUCGGCGGAUAAUUUGGCUCUGUUGUCCAACUCUCUGAAGACGUUCCAGCGUGCAGUGUGUGACGAUCAGCUGAUGGUUCUCCAGUGCCCUCCUCGCACCAGCAUCGUCGUCCAGGUCGCCCAGUACGGCAAAAGCAACGGCACCAACUGUCCGGACGGUCGCCAAGAGUGGAACAUGACCUGUACCUGGCCCAGCGGACUUCAGUACUCUCUGCUACAAUCAGUUGUGGAGGCGUGCCACAAGAGACGACUUUGCAGGUUCCACGCUACGCCAAGCCCUGACCCUUGCCCGUGGUUGAGGAACUUCGUGGAAGUUGCCUACAAGUGUCGCCCUUAUGAAUUUAGAAGCAAGAUGGCUUGUGAGAAUGAGAUAGUUCAGUUGAGCUGUGGUCCAAACUCUAGGAUAGCCAUAUACUCGGCGAGCUUUGGCAGAACCGAGUAUGAAAGUGUCUCAUGUCCACAGCCUCCCGGGAUACCCGAAGAAACCUGCCUAGCGAUGUAUACUACAGAAACGGUAAUGAGGCUGUGUCAUGGAAGAAGAAAAUGUUCUUUAUCAGCUGAUACCGGGACUCUGGGUAAACCCUGUGGUCACCAGACAAGAAUGUACCUCAAAGUAGUGUAUACUUGUGCCCCAAGAAAGGUGCUUCUAGAUCAGUUCGUAGACGCCACCCUACCUGAGGAUGAAGUCUUGGACCCAGAGUAUGACUACGAAGAUCCCUUAGUGGAGAGUGAGUCAUACAGUGAGUGGCCCAACCUAGCGGGGAGAAGAGAGAACUACACUACAGCUCUACCCUAUACCCCAGCCAGCCCACACGCCCACCGGGAGAAGAGCAAUGAGGGAAAAGAGCGCCUCCUCUAUCUACUCCUGGGCCUUACACUUCUUCUGUCCUCCACCCUAGCAGUGGUUACCGUCUGGCUCCUCUGGCAACGUAAACAGUUCCAGGCAGGAGCCUCCAACCCCGCUGCAUCCAAGGUGUUCGCCGCCGAGGUGUGUCAGGUAGACACGGGUAUGGACCUGAUCAACAUUACACCAACAUCCGUCACAAUCGUAGCUGGGCCUCAUCAUGUCUACCCCCCAGAGGAGAUUCUUACAUACUCCUGUGAAGAAGAAGCAGAGGCCAUGGCCACUGUCGGAGUCAGUCGAAGCACACAGAGUAGUUACUACUACGGAUGACAAUCGCCCGUGGUAGAACCUAGAGCUAUGACGUCAUCAAGGUCAGCGACCUCUGAAGCAAGGACCUACUGCUUCUAACAUCCACCGACCUCGGAGUCUCAGGGUGUAGUGACGUCAGAGUGGACGACAUGAUGGACCAGGAAGUGAUAACUCGGAACAAUAUACUGUGAUAGAGCUUACUGCAACGCGCAAAAAUAUGUUCGUCCCGGAUUUGGAAGGAAUGUCCUUAACACGUUCGAUGCCUACCAGCCACUUUCUAUGUAUGACGGGCUUUGUGAGAUCUGGUAGUGAAUGUGUUAAAUCAUGUGAAAUUAUCAUCAAAAACUCACUCUUCGUGACCCGAUGACAUAAUUCUGUUUAAAAUCAUGGUAAACUCUGUACUAACUAAAUUCCAUCUACAAUUAACACGAUGUAAGCAAACGUUGCCAUUUUUAGAUUAACUGUUCUAAAUCCAUUUUCAAAGGGUACUCAGUUGUCAUCAAAUUAAAUUUUUACUAAAAAGCUAAACAUUAUUUUUUUAUUCAACCACAAAUAUGUAAACCCAUACACUUUAUAAUAAAUUAAUCAAGAGAAAUGCACUUAACAAAUACCAAAAUGGCAAUUUAGCCUAUACAGUUUAAUCUAAAGUGAACUGUAUUUGGCCUUCUAAUGGAACAUGUUUUAUGAAGAGUCUAAUAGACCCAAGACAACAUAAAAUUGAUGAAACUAAUUUUACAUUAUACGUUAGGGAAAUUACUUGUGUUAGCAUUGGAGGUCAAAUUUCUUUGUGGGCGUUAAAAAACACACACACAUAAGGAUUUAAUAUUAAUAAUUUACUUGGUCCCAAACACCAAUCAGAUCAUCUUGUCAUGACAAUGGAAGGAUCGUUUACUGUAUAUAUUGUAUAGCUUGUAAUAAAAAAAGACUGUUCGGAUUUUUAUAUAUAAUUAUAUAUAGUAUAUUCAGUUUUGUUUGUAAUGACAUCUAUAAUACUGAAAAAUAGGUUGAUCAAAUCAACUCGUUGUUCGAAAGUGAUAUGUUUUGUUUAUUGUUAAAGAAAGUAAACGG